AUGCUCGGCACCGCCGCCUGCGUCCGCGCCCUCGCCCUGUCCCUCGCCCUGCCCUCGCUCGUUUACGCAGGCCUCAUCCCUGACCUCCACGACCACGCCCACGCCCACCCCUCCCGCACCAUCGCACAUCGCGCUCCCGGCCAGGACUGGUACCACCCGCCCCACCACCCCGUCCACCGCCUCUUCCGCCGCGACGACAACUCUACCGGCGACUACCCCGCACUCGGUUCUCCAGCUUGGAGCGCGCCCUACCCGACCACCACCCCGGACAGCAGCAAGCUGCCCCAGGAAUGGGUCGACGCCCUCAACCAGGCCGUGCAGGCCGGCAAAAUCCCCAACAUCCCCGUCUCCACUCAGACAAACGGCGGCAACCCCACCUACCCGAACGGCUACGAUCCCAACGGCCCCACCGUCUGCUCGGCCACCUACAAGUGCCGCAACCCCGACGAUAUCUGGGACGCCCCCGAGGGCAUGGUCGGCUCCGGCUUUGACGACGGCCCCACCGAGUUCUCGCCCACGCUCUACACUUUCCUCAAGAACAACUCCGUCAAGGCCACGCACUUUAUGAUCGGCAUCAACAUCCUCUGGAACCCCGCCGCCUUUGAGCAGGCCUACGUCGACAACGGCGACGACAUCGCCGUGCACACCUAUACCCACCCGUACAUGACCACGCUCUCCAACCUCGACGUCCUCGCCCAGCUCGGCUGGACCAUGCAGAUCAUCCACAACAGCACCGCCGGCAAGGUCCCCCGCUACUGGCGCCCGCCCUACGGCGACAUGGACGAACGUGUCCGCGCCAUUGCCUUGGAGGUCUUUGGCCUGACCGCUAUCAUCUGGAAUCAAGACACCGAGGACUGGUCGCUGACGGAGAACGGCGGCACCACCAUGCAAGCCGUUGCGCAGAACAUGCAAAAGUGGCUCACAGGAGCCAAGACCCCCGGGCUUAUCAUCCUCGAGCACGAGUUGUCCGCAGAGUCCGUCCAGGCCUACAUGGAUGCGUACCCCGUCAUGAUGCAGAACGGGUGGCAAUUAAAGAGCGUGGCUGAAUUUGGUGACGAUGACGCCAUGAGGGACGGGGAUCUGUUGGAUCUCUUCGACACUACUUCGUCGGCAGCACCGUCUUCGACGAGUGCAAGCUCAACGUCGGCGUCGGCGACACACAGUGGCACCACUUCAUCCUCUGGUCCGGUCGCUACUGGGGGCGUCGGCACAUCGCAGCAGAGCUCGGCCACUUUGCAGUGGUCAUCGCGUUCGGCCUGGGCUGCGUCUGCCUUGGUCGGCGCAGCGGGCUUGUUCGUACACUUGGCAUAAUUGCGACGAGCCCGUCCCCCACCACGUUUUCCUCUCCUCCUCUCUUGUCGCUCGCAAUCUUGGGACAUUGGCACUUUGGACUUUUCUACAACGCAAUUUUGGACGGACAUCGUCUUUUAAUGGCUAGAUAUCCGUAUACUUCUGCUAGUUGUUGGACCUGACUCUGACUGCGUCCGUUCGUUUACUUGGGGACGUUUCGCUGUUGGUGGUAGUCUGGGUCAUUCCCGGUUUUCUCCUUUUCUCGUCUUCUCUAGUCCCCCGCCCUUUUUCUGUACCCUGCUCACGACGAUGACACGUGUAUCUUACCCCAGUCGGCGCUUAUUGCAUCAGUGUCCUUUUGCCAGUUGCCACACCAUGUCUAUGUGUAUGUAUGUAGCUAGCUUGGGCACCCCCUCCCCCCCCUCCAAAAUAUUCCUGUCUUUACUGUUGGUACUGUACUUAUCUUGCGACUCGCACAUACCCCUGAUGAGUAUCUGUUUGUACUUG
Molecule: messenger RNA, 1797 nt
Organism: Gloeophyllum trabeum ATCC 11539
Lineage: Eukaryota; Fungi; Basidiomycota; Agaricomycetes; Gloeophyllales; Gloeophyllaceae
Product: glycoside hydrolase/deacetylase
Exons: 5
Coding region: 1-1311 (436 amino acids)
Biological process (GO): carbohydrate metabolic process
Cellular component (GO): membrane
Molecular function (GO): chitin deacetylase activity
Source: RefSeq, a predicted model, not a curated record